Messenger RNA from Salvia hispanica, 351 nucleotides. Lineage: Eukaryota; Viridiplantae; Streptophyta; Magnoliopsida; Lamiales; Lamiaceae. The record is from RefSeq and is a predicted model, not a curated record.
AUGGAGGAGCUGGCGUGGGGCCUACUAAACACGAACUUCGACUUUCUAUGGGUCGUCAGGGAAGAGAAGCUCCCGGCAGAUUUCCUCCGUGCGUCGGCUGACAAGGCCAUGUUCGUGCGGUGGAGCCCUCAGCUGGAGGUGCUGUCCAACAAAGCGGUUAGGUGCUUCUUCUCGCAUGGGGGUUGGAAUUCCACGACAGAGGCGCUGAGCUUGGGGGUCCCGAUGGUGGUCAUGCCGCAGUGGACUGAACAGACGACGGAUGCUAAGUUGGUGCAGGAUGUAUGGGGCGUGGGCAUUCGGGUUACGGUUGGCGGGGAUGGUGUCGUGCGGAGAGAGGAGAUCGAGGGAUAG